Molecule: messenger RNA, 189 nt
Organism: Postia placenta MAD-698-R-SB12
Lineage: Eukaryota; Fungi; Basidiomycota; Agaricomycetes; Polyporales; Adustoporiaceae
Exons: 2
Biological process (GO): outer mitochondrial membrane organization
Source: RefSeq, a predicted model, not a curated record
AGUCGAAUCCCAGUAACGCCUGCCGUCUUGCGGUCCAUAUUCGCGUCGUCGCGCACAACACUCGAAGAGCGCUCGCUCUCACGAGUCGCUUUCUUCCGGUUCACCGGGUUCCUGCUUAGUUGUGUCGCGAUCAGUCUCGCAGCUGCCCGAGGACGAGGAAUAAAGAGCGGUGCCGCAUUGCUUGGAGUG